This is a messenger RNA of Paramecium sonneborni, 453 nucleotides long. Lineage: Eukaryota; Ciliophora; Oligohymenophorea; Peniculida; Parameciidae. The record is from the annotation of a GenBank genome assembly.
AUGUAUGUUAUUAAGCAGAAGCAAUUAUACAUGAAAUAUAAACUCUUAUCAAAUUAGAUGAUUAUAUUUCAUUUUGGGGAAUUCAAUCUGCAAAUAUUGAAAUAAGAGCAGAAUUUUAUUCUAUUGAAUAAAUUGAUUAACAUAAAGUUAUUGUAAAAUUAAAUAAUCAUUAGGAAUGAUCAAAUGUAAUAAUAUGAAUUUAUUAGAUAUUAUAUACUUGACUUAUUUAUACUUCUAUAUUAUCCUCUUAAGAAGAAACUGAAUAUGAAAAAUUAAUUAAUUUAACAAGUCUAUGAAUAAACUAAAUAUGAUAUCUAACCCAAAAUUGAAAAUUUCACUUUUGAAGAAUAUUCUCAUAAUAAUAAUGAACAAUUAAUUAAAAAAAAUCAUGAAAAUAUUAGUAUAGCUGUCAAUUCAUAAAAAAUUUAAAGAGAUUUAAUUAUUUAUAAUUGA